AUGGCCAGUAGACAAUCAUCUUCACCGUACUCCCCUUCUAGGCCUAACGAUACAAGGAAUUAUGAUCAGAAUAUGAAUAUGAGAAGUACGAACCACAGCCAACAGCCUUAUCGUCAGAUCAAUCCCACUGACUUCGUCGUCACCAAUAUGUUUUCGGACGACGCUCGAACGACUCCAAUGAAGGUUGCUUUCUGUAGGUAUAAUCCACUUCAUGUAGUUUCCGUUGACAUCAAGAACCAACAUGAAUCAGAAAACUGCCCGGAUAGGACAUGGCGUCCAGGAAAUUCGAUAAUCACGUUCAACGAUAUUGAAAAGAUAUAA
Messenger RNA from Caenorhabditis briggsae, 321 nucleotides. NCBI's taxonomy places the organism in Eukaryota, Metazoa, Nematoda, Chromadorea, Rhabditida, Rhabditidae. The transcript has 3 exons. The record is from RefSeq and is a predicted model, not a curated record. Bases 1 to 321 code for a protein of 106 amino acids.